Saccoglossus kowalevskii is the source of this 1917-nucleotide messenger RNA. Its product is annotated as sialin-like. The record is from RefSeq and is a predicted model, not a curated record. Gene Ontology annotation, biological process: monoatomic anion transport; transmembrane transport. Gene Ontology annotation, molecular function: transmembrane transporter activity. Lineage: Eukaryota; Metazoa; Hemichordata; Enteropneusta; Harrimaniidae. Gene Ontology annotation, cellular component: apical plasma membrane.
AUGGGGCUCUCUAAACUAUCAGAUUUAUUCAUGAAUACUCGACCACGCAGGCGCCAGAAUAACAAGAGUGUAAGCAUUCACUGUGCUAGGUGGUUUGAUACUGAAUGCAAUAACGCUAAGUUAGAUUUACAAAGAAAACUACGACAAUUUCGUACUAGCAAAAAAGAAUACAGCGAUAUGCUUAUAAAAAAGAAAAAGGUCUAUCAAAAUAAUCAAAUACCCGAGUUAGAAAAAGCCGCUCGUGACAGUGAUAGCAAAAAGUUUUGGGGAUUCUUCCGAAAUGCAGACGAGCCCACACCACCCUCAAUUAGGCCAACUGAAUGGUUUAAUUAUUUCAAUUCUUUAUUUAAUCCAGUUAUUAAUGUGGAAAAAACACUGAGCACGACAAUUUGUGGAGCAGUAUUGAAUCUGCUGUCCAGGAUGGUUUCAGACCUGAUAGCAGCCCGUCACGUGCUGGCAAUCUGGUUUUUCUUUGGAAUGCUGAAUGCAUACACGAUGCGAAAUAAUCUCAGUGUUGCCAUCGUUGCCAUGGUGAAUAGUACUGGGCAUGACAGCGAUGCACAGGAUAGUGCAGACGAAUGUGGUAUAAAUGCAACCGUCACUGAGGAGGAAGAGACGGGAGAUUUCAACUGGAGUAGUUACCAAGAAGGAAUUCUGCUUGGAGCUUUCUACUAUGGUUACACGAUUACACAGAUUCCGGGAGGAUGGCUUGAAAGAAAAUUCGGAGCAAUGCGUGUGUAUGGUGGCAGCAUUUUAUUCUGUGCCAUAUUAACAAUGCUCACACCGGCUGCAGCUUGGCUUGGUUUUGGAGCCAUUUUCACUUGUCGGUUUCUCUUAGGAUUUUGCCAGGGUCCAGUUUUCCCAUCAUCGUAUGGAAUGUGGGGUAAAUGGGCGCCACCUCUAGAGAGAAGCAGACUGAUAUCUUUCAGCAAUUCUGGUGCAAACUGGGGAAGCAUCGCUGCUAUGUCAUUGUCAGGUGUGCUGUCUGUCACACUAGGUUGGGAAUCUUGUUUUUACGUAUUUGGCAUAAUAUCGCUAUGCUGGUGUGUUUUUUGGUUUCUCCUAAUAUGGGAUAUUCCAGAUUCUCAUCCUAGGAUCUCUGAAGAAGAAAGAAGUUAUAUUGUAAACUCCAUUACUACCAACGUGAAGAAAUCGGGUUGGCGAGUUCCUUGGCUCUCCAUAUUCAAAUCACCACAGGUGUGGGGCCUCACAAUUGGUCACUUUUGCAGCAACUGGGGUAGCUAUACUCUACUGACAAGUCUUCCGCAAUACAUGGAUCAAAUACUUGGCUUCAACCUGGGAGCGAACGGUUUCAUGUCUUCUUUAUCAUCACUUGGUCUUUGGACGUUUACAAUAUUUUACGGUUGGUUAGCGGACUAUACCAGACAGAGAUACAUUAUGUCAACAAUCCAAGUGAGAAGAGUACUGACGUCAUUGGGUAUGUUCUUACCGGCUGUUUUCUUGAUGAUGGGUGGACAGAUCGGCUGUAAUCGUGGGCUGGCAGUUUUGUUCAUCACAAUAUCUUCUGCUUUCAGUGGAUGUGGCACACCUGGUUUUAAAGUUAACCACGUUGAGAUUGCACCCAAAUUUGGUGGUAUUUUAUUCGGCAUUACGAACACAGCUGGUAGUAUUGCUGGAUCGCUCUCACCUUUGGUUGUUGGCGCAGCAACAGCGGAGGAGAAUACGCGUGAACAAUGGCAGAAGAUUUUCGCGUUAUCAGCGUUGAUUUACGUCAUUGGUGGAAUUGCUGUUCUGCUAACUUUGAAAGUGGAUGAACGGGAAUGGGCCAAAGACAAGGAAGCUAGACAAAGGGACAAGACACAGCAGACAGAUAUGGUGGUAUUUGACAAUGUGGGAAUUGAGAAGACUGAUAGUGGAAGUGAGGAUGACAUAUAUAAACAUCAAAAGCACGAAUAA